AUGGCGGACCGCAAAGAGGCUCAGGCCUUUGGCUUGAGACAAGAUGACAUCAGUGAUGAACGACCUGAUAAUGGAAGUACCAUUGACGCACAGAACUUUGCGUACAGUGAGGAUCGAAAGAUUGGUAUUACGGGCGCCGUGUUUUUGAUUCUGAACAAGAUGAUUGGAACAGGAAUCUUUUCAACGCCUUCGAGUAUAUUUGCAGCUACUGGCUCUGUCGGCAUCUCUCUUAUGCUGUGGGUGAUCGGCGGCUUCCUCACCUUCUGCGGUCUAAGCGUAUUUCUCGAAUUCGGCCUUGCCAUCCCACGAUCUGGUGGCGAGAAGAAUUAUCUCGAGCGCGUUUAUCGACGACCUCGAUAUUUAGCAACUUGCGUUCUUGCAUCGCAGAUGAUUCUUCUCGGCUUCUCAUCUGGUAACUCCCUCGCAUUCGGACGAUACAUUCUCUUUGCAUCUGGACGAGAAACACCCGAUGGCUGGGAAGCCCGCGGUAUCGCAGUCACAUGCGUAACCUUCGCCGUCCUAAUGCACAGCAUAACUCCCAAGUGGGGUAUCCGUCUCUUCAACGUUCUCGGCGUCUUCAAAGUCGUCAUUCUUCUCUUCAUCGUCUUUUCAGGCUUUGCCGCUCUCGCAGGUCACCGCCGCGUCCCAAACCCUCACAACUUUGACAACGCUUUCAGAAUCGAAGAUGGCGAUGGCUACGGCGGCGGCGGAGCAUACGCUUACUCCAACGCCCUUUUGAAUAUCAUCUACAGCUACAAAGGCUGGGAGAACGCAAACUACGUCGUCAGCGAACUGAAGCAUCCCAAGAAAACUCUCGCCAUCGCAGCCCCUAUUGCAAUCGGUGGCGUCACAAUUCUCUACGUCCUCGCAAACGUAGCGUACUUUGCCGCCAUUCCGAAAUCAGACCUGGCCAAGUCCGAAGUCAUCGUCGCUGGUCUCUUUUUCCGAAAUAUCUUUGGUGAGAGCGCGGCUGCACGAAGUCUUCCUGCUUUUGUGGCGUUGAGUAAUCUUGGAAACGUCCUUGCUGUUUCGUUUGCGCAUGCAAGACUUAAUCAGGAGCUUGCGAAGGAGGGAAUGUUGCCGUUUAGUCGGUUCUGGGCGUCGAAUAAGCCUUUCAAUGCGCCGGCUUCUGCACUCUUUCUUCAUUGGAUUGUCACGGUUGUUGUUCUUCUCGCACCGCCUGCUGGACCAGCGUAUAACUUUAUUGUCAACCUAUACACAUACCCUGGUUCGUGGAUCAACGGCUUCGUCACAGCAGGUUUGAUAUACCUGCACUACAAGAAGUCCGAGAACUGGACAUCACCGUGGCACACAUAUCUCCCCAUCUCGAUAAUCUACCUCCUCGCCAACAUCUUCCUCGCCUUCGUACCGUUCAUCCCACCCGAUGGUGACUGGAACGCAGACGGAUAUCCGUACUACGUCUUUCCUGUUGUUGGUGUUGGUGUUUUGAUCCUUGGUGGUGUUUACUGGAGCUUCUGGACAAAGAUACUUCCGAGGAUUGGAGGAUACAAAGUUGUUGCGGAUAGGACGUUUGAUGACUCUGGUGUUGAGACUGUUAGAUACCGAAGGGUUCCUGUUAAGAGGGACUAGUGAGCGUGGCUUGGGGACGGUCUGCGGGAAAUUGUGAUAGGUUGUGGUACAUAAAGUUGAGGAAGUUUAUGAUCUUAGGGUAUCGUAUGACGAUUUCAGAAUAUCUUAUGAUAGCAUUAGGUAUCUUAUGAUGGGUUUACAUAAAUUCUUAGUACUUCGUUAGCUGCU
Molecule: messenger RNA, 1758 nt
Organism: Fusarium redolens
Lineage: Eukaryota; Fungi; Ascomycota; Sordariomycetes; Hypocreales; Nectriaceae
Product: amino acid/polyamine transporter I
Exons: 4
Coding region: 1-1590 (529 amino acids)
Biological process (GO): amino acid transmembrane transport
Cellular component (GO): membrane
Molecular function (GO): L-amino acid transmembrane transporter activity
Source: RefSeq, a predicted model, not a curated record